AUGGAGAACCCCAAACUGGCGGUUGCCGCCAAAGAGCCUCGAGAUUCGGUACUGCUCCACCUGGAGGAGGCCGAUAGUCCUACUCAUGCUACGAGACGUACGGAGCAAAACCUGAAUUUGACCAAUGCACUGGAUUUCGCAGUAAUCUUGGAGGCCGCGGAUCCUUCUCGCAGCAGCCUGGUCCGCCUCGUCCAAAGCCACCAACUAAUUCCACAUUCUGUGGUGCAAACCCGCCUGCCCCUGGAAUGCGCCGAGUUAUGGCAACGGCGACCACUACGCGUUCGAUUCCUACGGAGAAACCCAGACGCAAUCCGGCAACCGUUCCUACAACGCUCAGUCAAGCGCAGUCGCCAAACCUGCCCCCCACCAGCAGCCGGAACCCAACAGCCUCUUCAGCCAACUGGCUCAUUUGGAGGUGGUGCUUUUGGACUCCCUCAAGGUAGCCGACCCUCACGUUUCAGCUUACAGACAGAUGACGCAGUGAUUAGUGGACCCAACAUCACCGCUUUAUACCCGCCCACUGGUGGAGGCAGUCAGGGCGGCUCUCCAUACUACGGCAACAUUAAAGUCUCAUCAGUCUCUUCGGCAACUGGUGGCGCAUGUAAGGGCACGAGCGGCGUGGGUGCACUAACACGCGAACGCACGCGGUUCGACCAGGGCCCACCCUCAUCGGCCUCAGCCGCUCCUACGAGAUCUAAUUGACAGGACUAGUUAUUGGCUGGUCAAUCAUAGCAGUCUUACAAUUACGGCUACGGUCAGCAAAGCCAAUAUUCAGACUGUUCUGAUUGCUCGGGUUCCUACGGGUCCUACGUGCCUAUGGGUCAUACGCAGGCAACACACGCGGAUCUCAGCAGCCAUCCAGUGAAAGUAGCCCCGUAAUAAUCACGGCACCGCUUCUGUAAGCAUCAGCAGUGGAGGCUGUCGGCAAAAUAGCCGAUACCGAGCGAUUCUAGCUAAGCGAAUGCCUCCUCAGCCUAUAAUUCAUACUGAGGUUCAUAUGGCACAACCGCGGCUGCACGUAAUGUCGAUAUUAGGGCUCCAGGAGCAAGUGCAGCAACAGCGACUGGCGGUCAGACGACAACCCCUAGAGGUGCGGUGGCGGCCGAGGGUUAUGCUGCAAGUUUCUACGCUGCACAGAAGUUCAAUGCGUAGCAGUACAAUCAGACCCCAUCCCCUGCUGAAGCAUCGGCUGGAGCUUCCCCGUCCGCCUCACCAUUGUAGGGACGGAUUCAUUGUCGACCGCGGUGCCUCUGGCGACAAAUCCACAGUCUUACCAAACUUAUAACUACCUCUACUCCAACUAUGGUUACGGAGGGUCCGGCGUUUCUGGAAAAACCGGUUCUACCAAAUCAGCUAGUCCAUACUAUUCUGGCUAGCAGUAAUAUCACUCUUUUCAGUGUUACACUACAUCACUCAUUUCCAUAGCAUUCUGUACAACUCGGCUCUUUCUUGUCAUCGGAUUUAACACUGCCGCAUCAUUCGACCAUGUGCAUUCCAUCGCAGAGGUUGAGUUGAAGCCGUUAUUCACAUUCUGUAAUUGCUGUUAUAAGUAAUAGUAAGGACAGACUACGAAGUUGCGUAAGAACGCUAUGUCAGCGUUUUCAGACGCACUGCAUUGAACCGGAAGACAAGAUUGUCGAAUCUCAAUAUAUUCGACGGGUUUUCAGAAAAAAUGGUUACCCGCGCAACUUCGUCAACUGGUGCAUGUGCAAACGGGACGAGCGACAAAAUCGCGCCGACUCCAAAUUCUGGCGAGCGAUCCCAUACAUCAAGAACGUCUCCGAAGCCGUUAUUCGCCUUCUCGCACCACUUGGGGUUGAAGUUCCAUACAGACCGACGGCAGCCACUAGGCGUCAGGUGAUGAGACCAAAAGACCCACUAUCACGCCAAGAAACAUCUGGAGCCGUUUAUCGAAUCUGGUGCAGUUGCGGACAAAGCAACUACGUCGGAGAAACUGGAGAAUUGCUUUGGACGCGAAUCGCUGAACACGUGGCGGCGGUGCGGAGAAAUGACGCCAACUCUCAGGUCGCGGCCCAUUCGACGAGACCCGGCCACACAUUUGAGUUUGAUGAGGCCGAAAUUAUCGCAAAAGGGGAUAAUCGCGUGAGCCGAGAGUUGCUUGUGUUAUGAUUCACGGGACCUCAGUUUAUCAAUAAGUGCAACGACAUUCCCACUCCAUAAUUCGCGCUGAGGUAUAGGUUAGCCAAAGCAAUUGACCUCUCGGGGAGCGCGCAAGCCGGUGGGCCAGAUGACCGAACAGUCAUCAAGCCGACAUCCAAUACGGGUGAUGAAAUUUCGGCAAUUAAUAAAUUGCAUGCCGGCCAUCAAGCAAUUAGCGGGCAAAAAUUCCUGAGGAAGGGGAGCGCGGUUAAUUGCUAUAGGUAUACGGUAGCAGAGCGACUGCAUUCUAUAAACACUGCAGCUUUCUGUGCACGAGUCACCCUUUUCUGUCACUGUGCGUUUUUCUUCUGGUGUAACGUCUGAUGCGACAGCUUCUGAUGAGGACACAACAUGCUUGGAUGAUUUACAAACUGAAAAAAUAAAACAACAUUCGAGUUGAAAUUGAAAGCAGGACUUCUUUGGGCCAACCAAGGUGGUAUACGACCAACAAACGAAUGCGACCGCGACAAUGCUCAUUUUCAAUUAAGCAUUACCUUUAAGAGAAAAAUGGUAAAUUUUCCAGCGCUGGAUUAAGCAAUUCAGGGGUUGUCUUAAUCGGUAAUUUUUAACGUCCGCCAAAGUCACGAACAGACUGCAUCUACUGGAAACCAACUUGGACCUCGGACGCCCUCACUCGUUGCACAUAACCAUUAAAUCAACGCAGUAGUUUUCUAGCGGCAAACCAUCGGUCGCUAGUUCCCUUUCAACUGCAUACUACAAGUAUGGCGGUCCUAAGGUGGUCCCUGUAGGAACUGGGACAAAGCACUCAAUAGUUAGAUGAUGUCACCAUCGAUCACAUACAAACGUAACAUAAACCACGAACUGUGCAGCAACCAUCGAGCCAUCAUAUUCCCCUCCCUUGUAUGCGGGAUUAUUGCCCGCGUCUUACCACUUUGGAAGGAGAAUUUCCCUUUGAAGAUCGUUGUGACUUUCGAAGAGACCGCGGCACCAUGGACAUUAUUUCCGCUGUUACCAGGGAAUUCCCGACAAAUGCUUACCAGACCCUACAACCACUUCGCGGACUUGACAAAAGUCCUCAACAUAGUAGACCACAAUGGAAUUUUGGAAAUAAUGCUGAAAUUUGGUUGUCGGAAACGCUUUAAAUGGAUGGUUCGACGACUUCACCUCGGAGUAAUGACUAGCGUCACAGUAAACGCAGCAGUUUCGAAAGUAUCUACGAUGACAAGUGAGAUGAAACAGAGUAAAGUUCCCCCUCGCUUUCUCUUCACUCGCACGUUCCUCACUAUGUCGAUGGAAAUUUACUGUGAAGGAUGAUCAGGGACAAACACUGCACAUUAAAAUAGGGGAAAGACGUUCAGUAUCUCACGCAUAUAGGGAUCGAGACACGUCUCCCUAGCCGGUGUUUUUUGGCACUACGACUAAUAUCCGAAUACAGUCCUUUAUUGCUUGCUGUGCACUUUUCCGAUUUUUUGCUAUAUUUUCAUUGUUUGUAGAAAAUAGAGAGUUCACGAAUGCACACUUCUUUAUAUCAAAUAAGCUUAAAUUAACUGUGUAAUAACCUGCCACAGAUGACUUUUAUGUUUCAGUUUAUAGAGGCAUUAAUGUAUCGCUUUGACAGACGCAUUUUGUGGAGGCAUGCAGACUACUUAACCAUGUAAACUUCAAAACGUGCACUGCAUUUAUUGCAGGUACAUAUGCUUGUGUGAGACUAAGAGUGUUCCCCCUUAGCAUUGUAAUUUCCUGAUAUUCUGCUAACUCUUCGGAUUUGUGUGUGAUAAAUAACGAAUUCGAAGGUUUAAACAAAUUUAUCCAACAGAUGCUGAGCUAAAAUAGAUCCAGUCGCCAUCAAGGAAACCUUCCUCUGCGGUUUGAGCCCCUCGACGGCGGACAAGGACGACACAAUCUGUCUGAAGAGCGCUCUCGUGAAGACAGCUUAAAGGGCUAUGUGCACGUAUAUCCUCAACAGUUUAAGCUGUCCAACGAACCCGUCUUUCCUGACUUCUGAUUAGAUAAACUUUGUCUUUUCGACGAUACCAUCGUGACAGGCCAAUGCAACCGCCGAUGAAUUGUCGGUACUUUCCACGCACUGGUGCCAGCUCUGACUGUCGUAGCUAUUCAUAAUUUAAAAGCCCCAGCAGUCCUUUGGAUAAAGCUACUCUUGCAAUGAACGGGCACGCAAGAUGCUGUUUACAUGAAAUCACACAAAAUGGCAUUCUCUGGAGUCAAAAUUGCAUACAUCGGAUUUUCGUGGAAGGGCGCUCGCCGAUCGCUCACGGAACUCACUCGUCCAGUUGCGCUUUUGGGCACACUCGCACGCUAUGCUAGCAACCGCACAGCGCCGCGUGAAUAACGAAUUUUGUUCUGCAUUGAAUUUUGCUUUCCAUUAGCGGCACAAAAUCCAUUAGGGCGUUUGCCUCCAAAACCCUUGGAAGCCGUCAGCCGUAAGCUUUCGGACCGAGCAAUGUAAAUCUGUUGUUUCAUAAAUUGAAAAUUUAAUUUCUACUGGAUCAUGUGAUCAGACAUUAUGUGUAACGGAUGCACCGCAUUCGAAAUAAAAAGAAAAUGGUUAUAGGGACGGUGCCGAAAUUAUAGAUUAUAAUUCAGUAUAUAUGAGGGAUAGAAGCGGAACAUUGGAAGGCCCUAUUUACGGAUAGAUAUUUGAAAAAAACAUGCAGAUAUUUACAUAGCAGUUAUGCCUUUCAUUAAUAUCAUAUAAAUGUUUGACCAUCAAGCACAAAUUUAUUUAGUCUUCUUUUGAAGUUCCCAACCUUUUUCGCUAAGACAACAGAGUUCGGCAAUUUGUUCCAUCCCUCAACCAGCCCGUGGAAGAAGAAUUUGGCCCGCAAUUUCAGUGUGGCAUACUUUGUCUUAAAUUUGUAUUGGUGCUUUCGAAGAUUUAUCGUCCGCGUCAUUUCGAAUAAAUCGUUAAACUGAAGAGCACUGUCUAGCCCUUGGACAAUCAUUAAGGCCUUGAUCAUAUCCCCCCUCCGUUGCCUAUAAGAGAGGGAGUAUUUUUAGCUUUUCCAGGCGUCUCUCAUAAGUUAAGCUACUUAAUCCGCCGAUUAGCUUGGUCGCUCUUCGUUGUACGUUCUCCAGUAGGGUGUAAUCUCAUUUCGUCCAGGGACACCAUGCCUGAACACAAUAGUUCAACAUUAGUCGAACAUAUGCUCCAAAUACUCGGCCGAAAAGUUCUUCGUCAAAAUUGCAGAAGGAUCUUCUAAUCGCGCCUAGGAUACACAUAGCUUUGUUUGAUACCUUAGCGCAGUGAGACGAUGAUUUGAGAGUUGACGUCAUUCACACACCGAGGACCAUUAACUAGUUGACUGAUUCGAGUGGGUGACCUCCUAUAAAGUACUGAUUUUGACGGAGCGCUACGGAUAGGAUUUCCGGGUAGAUCGAUUGCUUUAGGAUGUGUACGAACGUUUUGUUCAACGCAUUACUGAGUUUCUGGCAUUUCUAGAAGAUGACUCGGUGGCUUCGCAACAUAACACCAAAUUUUGUCGAGAAGACUGGUUGGUGAUUCUAGGUUCGUAGACCAGCCAAAAUAUGAAUUGGUAGCUGGUAGAGUAGAUAAUAAUGAAGAAGUCAAAUUGAAUUGCUAUGGAUGGGACGGAACAAGCUCAAAGGGGUGUAAGACGACAAAGGAAAAAUGGAGGGAGGUACUUAAAUCUUAGCUCCAAACUUUGCUAGGCAUAAAUCACGUGGAAAAUGCAAAAUGGGUUGUGUGCUUCUGCGGGGAUGCCGUAAAAUAUGUUUUCAUGUGUUUCGUCUGUUUCCUCUGAUUGAUGGCAUGAGUGCUCCUCCGACAGAUAGACAACCAAUAGAAUAAAUGAGUUGUGCUUGUUUUGAAUAAGUGUGGGGUUGGACGGGUCUGGGCAAGCGCCUGCUUCUAGCGCUUUUGGUUCUUGCUUCAUUGUCUUUUGCCUAUGUUUCGUUGUUUUUGUCAUCACUGAAUUUUCAUCAUCUUUCUUUAGCAUUUUCACGCUUUUAGAGUUGUUCUUGAAGUGUACCUCACAUCACGACCAAUAAACGGUUACAGGUGCAGAUGACAUCAGACAAUGCCGGAGUUUUAGAAGCCCUGCUUCAUGUUUCGUCAGACGAGAGGUCGAUUCAUGGAAUUUCCGACGAAUUGAAUUUGUACUAUGACACGCUUGUCGGAGUUUUGCUCGAAACGACAAAGUCGGUCUCAGCAAACAAGCUUAGUAAGAAGUGCUCUGUUCUAAAUCAAUAGAAUCGGAUAAAUUGUUUAACUUAGCCCUCAAGUGUCUUAUCAACUUUUCCUCCGAUGGAUCUAGGGCGCAGAAGAUAUAUAGUACAUGUACUCCCCCGAGAAGACAGCAAUUGCUGUCCAGUAUGAUCGGGACAAUGUAUUCGGACACAGAUGCUGAGAUUAAAUUCCUUUGCACAUCCCUGCUUAUUAAUCUGACUCAGACAAAAGAGUGGAUGGAGGAACUUUGCGACUCGACUCUCUGCGAAGUCAUUUUUACCAAGACAGUCGGAGAGCCGAAACCUUCGCCUGCGGACCUGCAGGUAUACCUAAGUGACACUUUCCUUACAUUUAGUUAUUACUUAAUUUAACUUCAAGCCAUAACAUGCGUCGCCACAUCUGCGCAAACGCUAAAUCUCUUACAACCCUUCUAGAAAAUGAGGGCUGUGCGGAUGACCCAAGCAAGCGGACUUCGGUGAUCGGUAUAAUUAAGAACUGUUGCUUCGAAGACAGUAAGUGGGCACGUCAGUUAAAGUUUCGUGUUUAGAAUUCCAUCCUGAUCUGUGCUCUGCCGCCGAUGAUCUUUUUAGCAAACUUUUAUUGCGUCUUUGCGGUCCGGAAGAUAAACUAAGUUCGGAGGACAUCCAAAGUCUUUCGCCCGUUUUACGGCCUAUCUACGGAACUGAGAAGGCCUUUCGUGAGCCUGAUCCCAUUAUAAAGAAGACAAUGUGCGAAGCAUUAUUGCAGGUACAAGCCUCGUUAUGGUUUUCUAACCCGCUGUUUAGCUGCUCUGUGGCAAACACUAGCACGCAAGUUAACGCUAAUCAUUUUCGGCUUUUUUACUGCUUUCAGGCCUGUAUCGCCUCGCUAAGAAUUAUAUGCAAAAUUUUCCGAUUUGUUUGACAAUUCGUCCAGUGAGACAUUGCCGUAAUUUGUCCCUACUGUUAGAGAACCCUUUUACUCGCGUCAUGACAUCCGAUAUCGUUGACUAACACAUUUAGACUUGGUACGGUCAGUCUAGACGGCCGGUAGGCAAGUGAUUACAAUUUCUGUCCUACUGGCCUGAAUAGGAGCCAAGUGCCCAAUCUGACGAGGAUUUUUUUGCACGGUUGUAUGAACUGAUUAAUUGUGUUCAAAAAUCUCUGGGUUACCAGUGGAGCCCAGCACAAGCGCACUGCGCUCAUACUGUAUCUGAAAUAUGGUGAUAGUUGCUGACUCUUGUGUCGACUGUUCUUUUGGUCUGUCCUCGCUUAGGCAUUGCUUCGUGCGAGGCGAUCACUGGUGCAUCCAGAAAAAUAUGUACCUGCGUGGUAGUUGCCCAAAGACUACAAAUGGUUUGGCCCUCCUUAUUGAGAGCCAUCUACAGAUUAUGCGGACACUUAAACUUGAGGUACAAACACCUGCUGACCACCAACCGUUGAGACACGAAAACAUGGCGCCCGGCCGUCUUGCAAUAUUUAUUUUACCAGACGCUGUAAACUCCGAUAGCAGUUUUCCUUGCCGCUACUUCAUUUCAGCAACAAAACUUGCGAAAAUUCCUCACAUUACUGCCCAGGUAUUAGCUUUCGAAUUACGAAUUUUGAAUCAUAGUCUUGUUUGCAGUAGCAGAGGUAUCAUGUCUGGCCGGUGGGAACUCCGAUCCAAAUACUCUUUCCCUACUGGUGUUUAUAUAUUGCAGAUCCCAUUCUAUUUAUUCUGCCUUACGGCAGUCUCCGUGGAAAACGGGGCCUCGUCUGGCAGCCAGACGUUUUGGUCCAUGUCGCUUGCACGAGUUACGCGUAGAUUAACGUUCUUGUGAUAGUACGGAUAGAUGCUAUCUGAACAAAGCAAAACUCGAAAACAAAGAAAUUCCCUCAAUGCAGCGGUAAAACUGUCAACAGCGAAUUAUGACUGCUCAGGUUAAAAACCCCCUACGCCGUCAUUUAGAAAUACUUAAGGUAUGCCUUGCAAAUGGAAACUCUUGUCCUGUUUGAGAUGCCUCGACCGACCUAUGCACACGUAUCUGAUAGACUGGUAAGGGCUCUGUUACCAGCAUCAAUAUCCACUUGAGAGUACUAACCUCGUGGUAUUUGAAGCAGCCUGUUUCCUCCAACUAUCGAAAACUAGUAACAAGGUGUACCUUCAUCUCGCGAGGGUUUGCUGCUGGGAACGUCUUCUUCUCAAAGCCCUGGCGAUUUAACAGACUUAAGGAAUAUAUUUCGCUUACACCCAUCAGUCUGCUGCGUUGUUGACAACUUUGGCGCACUGCGUAGGCUUGAGGGAGAUGAUACUGUGAUGAUGGUGAUGGUACUGCUGCUGAUUAUGAUAGCGAUGUAACCUCAUUUUUAGCUGUGCUCUACUCCCGUUGGUCGGUCCCACCUCCGUUCCUUGGGAACCUACUUCGUCCUUCGGGAAUUACACAAUUUUGAAUGCAUGCGAGAGAAAAGGCUCCUGUCAGAAGUUGAGGAUGGAUUUGGCAGUAGCCGGGCUCUUCAGACUCAGCGCAACCUUAUCUUCAUCAUCGAGCAGGUUGUGGACCAACUAAUUUGCCUAGAGAACGAAAGACCGACCGAGUAUCGGUCCACGAGCCUACGCAAUAUUCCUGUCGAUGAGAAGAUUCAACGCAACCUGGAAGCAGCCAAAGGGGAAUUUGUCUCAGGCUGA
Molecule: messenger RNA, 8971 nt
Organism: Spirometra erinaceieuropaei
Lineage: Eukaryota; Metazoa; Platyhelminthes; Cestoda; Diphyllobothriidea; Diphyllobothriidae
Source: the annotation of a GenBank genome assembly